UACCAGAUGCCAGGGCUGCUCUCUUCCGUGAGAAGUUCAGUGAUCGUGAUCAAGUCACUGCUGAGGCUGGGAAGUACUACGCUCUCUAUCAUCAUGAUCCCAGCUGGAAAGACUUAUCCCGCAUCUCUAUGAAGCAGGAGAAACAAAGGCUGUGGGGAUUGCCAAACCUCACGUACAGACUGUGAUUGGUAUGUAAUUGACUAGCGAAGUUAGCCUAACUUGUCGUCUGAAUGAAUGUGAGUCAGUGAGUGAUGGACAUUGCAUACCAAUGUUCUACGUGAUUCUCACACUCACUCACCAAUUAAUUGGGGAGUGAAGCGAGCCCACCUACAUAGGCGUCUGAAUGUGGAAUUUUACCAUAUUAUAUAUUUUAAUGUUUAGCAUUAAACAUGUGAAAUAUUGAUUCACUCGCCACUACAUACCAUAAUAUUCAGUGCUAAAACGUGUGAAAUAUUGAAAUGCUCACUUCACUCGCCAAGAAUGUCCUCUAGAGUGCUUGCAUUCCUUCUAGUAACAAUUAUACACUCACAUGUUUACAUGUACUACUUGUACUUUAUGUGUUAGGAACACAUGUAGUAACAACAGUUCCAACACACUGUCCUGUAUUUGGCCUACACUCACACAUGUACAUUGUACUUGUGUGUACUGCCCUCCCUGAUCCCCUCCCCAAAGACCUGCACUUGAGAGUCAGCUAAAACUGUGUGUCAUGCACUGGACCAUUACAUGUGGACUAACACAUUCACUGUGUCAAUCAUGUCUUCAUGCAUGUUCAACGAAGCAUACCUCUGUGUACUAUGGAUGUUACUAAUUUUAGCAGCUGUGUGUAUUAAUAUUCAUACCUAACCUUGCCUAUACAUUUGUGAUAGGAAACAAUAGUCACUGAAUAUUCUCCCUCUCUCACUCCUCCAGACCCCAGCCUGACUCCAGCCAACAUCCUACAAGUCACACGCCAUGUCCCACUGUGGAGUAGUGGGGAUUCCUACAACCAGCUUGACAUGCCAGAGAGCCAGCAUGAUGAGAUAGUAGGAAAGUUUGAUGAUGAUGAGGAGGCGAAACGAGAAUUGAUCACUACAUGGCUGGCCGGUCACCCCUGUCCUACCUGGGAACACGUUAGGCAGCUACUGGAGGGUGGAGUUGGGGGUGAGGAGGGAGAGAGAGCAGCACGUGAGGUGGAGGAGACAUACCUCAAGAUGACUCCCGAGAAGGCCAAACAGAUCCUGGACGCUGCCCUCCAGGACGGCUCCUUCCCACUGGGCUUUCUGAAGUCCAUGGCAGUAGGAGUGGCUCGCUCGGGGAAGACGCUCUCCAAGAAUCACGUCUUCAAAAUCAAGUGCGACCCGAACUGCUCCGUUAGUACAGGAGUGUGUGAGGCUCCGAUCUUGGCCUUUCGACAGCUUACUUUGGAGCUGAUCAAAGCUUUGCCUUCUGCAGAGGGGUUCGAACUACUCAAGUACGAGGAUAUCAAUCAAUUUCUGGCUUACGUGGUUCGCAAGGGUUUGCUUAAAGGAAGGGUAGCGAAAGUGGUGAAAGAAAUGGUGCAGGCUGCUAGCGAAGGCUCCAGUUCAUCUGAUAGAAGUGAGGGUGUAGCUGCAAGUAGUGUAGGCACUCAAGCCUCAACAGCUGUAGUCGGUGCAGUCUGUGCUGCCAGCAAAGCCAGGGUCGAGGCUGAAGCUAAGGCUAGGACUAAGGGAAGUGGUCCAAAAGAAGAGCCACUCUUCAAGCUGCAGAUAAUCCUGUUCCUGGACAGCGGAGGACAGCCUCAAUUCCACGAGGUCGUUGCAGCCUUCAGUCACAACGUGUCCCUCGUCCUGGUCUUCAUCAAGCUCAACGAGCGUCUGGAUGCUCUGUGCACCAAUGCCUUCACCGACGAGGAAGGAAAGUGGUUUACGGAGCAAUGCCCCUCACUGCUCACCAACGAGCAGAUGGUGGUCCAGUUUGUCCACACCAUGAUGUGCAAGCCCGUGGCCGGCAGCGAAGGCAUGCACACCAGGUUCAUGGUGAUCGGCACUCACAGGGAUCUGAUGCACGAGUGCGACGAAACCCUGGAGCAGAAGAACGAGAGGCUGGCCAGCCUGUUUCUACCGGCUCUGGAGGAAAACCUGGUCAUGAAUGGCGACGACAUCAUCUUUGCCGUCAACGCCAAGAAUCCCGACGAGAAUGACGACAAAUGCUUCGAUCUGAUCCGCGAGAAAGUGGCGGACUUGAGCGGGGCCCUGGAUGUGGAUACCCCGAUAGCGUUCCUCGUGUUGCUGAACGACGUGAACAAGUACGCGGAAGAGCAGGGAAAGAAGGUAGUGAGCAUGGAGGAAUUCCAGGCCAUCGCUGGGAGGCUGAAGAUGAAGCGACAAAGUCUGGAGGCUGCCUUGGUUUUCUUCAACGAGAUGAGCGUGUGGAUGUACGUGCCGUCGGUCCUCCCUGGUGCGGUGUUUGUCGACCCUCAGAUGCCACUGGACAGCAUAAAUCGAAUCGUCCAGUACAGCUUCCGGGUGGGGGGUGGUGCGAUUACAGGGCUGGCUGCGAGCGAGUGUCGACUGUGGAAGGAAGGGGUGGUGAGCAGCGAGAUGCUGAAGGGAGAGGAGUUCCGUGGUUGCUUCGUGAGGGGUCUGUUUGAGGCAGGCGAUGCUCUGAAGCUGUUCGAGAAGCUUUACAUUGUAGCUCCUCUGAACGAGAGGGAGUUCAUAAUGCCUGCCAUGCUCCAGACGGUGGCAGAGAAGGAUAUGGAGCGAUAUGUGCCUGCCCCCAGUGAGCACGUGUCCCCUCUCUUUCUCCACUUCCACAUGUCCCGCAUCGCUAAAGGUGUGUUCUGCUCCACCCAUACCUGCAUGCGCUCCAAGUAUGGGUGGACCACGGCUUACACCAUGGUAAAAAGUAAGAAAGUUCCUGCUUGUCUCUUCCGCAAUGCCGUGCGGUUGCAGCAUCCGACAAAAGCAGUUAAAAUUACUCUUCUCCAUGCUUUGAAGCAUUUCGAAGUUCAUCUCGAUGCAUCGCAGGCCGACCUGCCCAUCAUCUGUCCAGAAAUCCGUGACAUGCUCAUGGAUGCAGUGGAUAGUGCAGCGAGUGCUUUCCGCUUCAAGAAUUCGCGAGCCUCUGUAGCCUUCCAGUGCCCCUGCAGCCCAGACGACGUGCACACAGCCACUCCAAAUGAAGACUUCUCUAUGCUGAUUUGCAAAAUGACGGAAGAUAAAAUUCGAGGUCCCCUCACUCCUGCUCAGAGGGUGUGGCUUGGACCACGCACUGCUCCAGGUACCUCUUCUUCCUCUGCUAGUGUCCCUGUGACCUUGUCCUCUGACCCUCUCUGCCCGUCCUCCACACAGAAAGUACUAAGUUUGUUUUCAUCCUCAUCCUCCACUACUCCUUCUCACCAACAUCUCUCUGCACCUCCAUCAAGAAUGGUCCCCCAGUUGGUCAGUAGCUCACGGACGGGAGAGAGAGACACAACACGGAGUGGAGACGCACUUAGAAAAGAAGGCAGUUCUACAGCUGAGUGUUCCAGUCCUCAAGAUGGUUCACUUGGAGAGGAAGAUCUGGUGGAGAUAACAGACCAGCUGAUGGAUCUGAACCAGCCUGAGAUCUACAACCUGGGUCUGGUCCUGGGACUGGCUCAUCGCCGUGUGGUGGAUCUGAGAGAAAACAGCAGAUCCAACCAGGCCUUCCUGGAUGCAGUGGUCCUACACUGGCUGCAGAGAGACGACCAUGUGAAGGAGGUGUCCUGGGCAGCUCUUGUUAAGGCUCUUCGCCACCAGAGACUGGGUCACACUGGAAUUGCCACCUCCAUUGCCAGAGAAUAUGGAACACAAUUAUGACCAUUUAAUUGCGUUACUGCUUCUAUAUAUACACUCGCAACGAGGGUAGGAAUGGUUUUAUGUUUGAAGUUGGCAGCAGAAAGGUUCAUGCAAGCCAUUCGCACCAUUCAAAAUUGCCUCAUUUUGGUCUCGGAUAUUUUUCCAGCAGCUUAGAAAGGUCUGCUGUGGGGAGAGUUUGUGGACGAAAGUUUGGUUGGAGAGGGAGGGAGCUUGUACAUUUGUGUUUGUUAAUAUGCCCAUGGAAGAAGUGCUUGCGAAUUUAUAAAAAAAGAGGCAUAUAGGGAUGGUAUAAAAAGAAAGGGAGACAAGAUGGGGAUGGGAUAGAUGAAACAUGGUUAUGAACAGAUUUAAGUACGCUGACAACCCCCAACCCCAUCACAACAAUCCCUAUAUUGUUGCCUAGGUGAAGUACUAAACAUUCAACAUUGCAAAAUUGUCUAGCG
This is a messenger RNA of Geodia barretti, 4246 nucleotides long. The record is from the annotation of a GenBank genome assembly. NCBI's taxonomy places the organism in Eukaryota, Metazoa, Porifera, Demospongiae, Tetractinellida, Geodiidae.